AUGUCUAUAGAUCUUAUUGAUGCUACCUUAGCAACAGGCUGUAGAAAAAGCAAUAAGCCGCUAGCAGCUCGUUAUCUCAUCAUCCGGCUUCCAAGUUCAGAAUUCAUUAAAAUAUUCCAACGCGUACUUCUUUUGAUUUUCGCUUUAGCUUCUUUCCAAUUCAUAAUCAAUUCCAAGAGAAUCACUUCUUCAGGUUCAAUUGUCGAUUUCGCCAAGAAUUCAAUCGACACCGAGCAAGUACUCUCAAUUUUAUUUCAUGACUUAACCAACGAAGGCCUUCUUAAGAAAACGCAACACAAAGCGGUUUUCCUCGCAAACGACGAGUCGUUGAAAGGCGUAACUGAUUUCAGCCACGAAAUGGAAUUUGUUCCAUUAGAAGACAUUGAGAAACAGAACUCUGUCGUUGAUAAUACUAUUGAUUUUAUUUUCACAACUAACUUUCCUGAAGCUUCUAAAUUCAUUGAGAGGGUUCUGAAACCGGAAGGUGUUGUAACUGUUCUGAUGAGCGAACAUAAUCCAGCAUCGUUUUAUAAGCCAAAGAAUUACAGAAUUGUUUAUAUGAGACAAUUUGAUUCUGUUGCGGUGGCGAUGAAGAAAACAGCCGUCAUUACUGCCGAUCACAACAAACUUAACCUCGCCGUGCCGAGAAAGCUCUUAGGUUACGCUGAAGCAAAGAAAAUUGCAUUACAGAAUCUGGAAGACGUUCUCUUAGAGCCACCAAGAGCUGCAUCAGGAAAAUCACGAAAGUAUUUGAAGCGAACAAGGUAUUUACCCGAUUUAAUGGGAGAUUCACUCGAAAGCUACCCCCGCCGUGUCUUCAUCCACGUAGGAUUACCGGAGAAAUCCGGAGGAAGCGGUACCGAUUGGUUUUUGAAGAAUUACCCUACAAGGAACAGAAAAUUCGAGAUGAUUAAAAUCGAGACAACGGUGGUGCCAGAGAAGUCGGAGAAAUCGGAGAAGAAGGUAGUGUCGAUGUCAGAUUGGUUGAAUAAGAAUGUGAAAGAAGAAGAGUAUGUUGUGAUGAAAGCGGAAGCUGAGGUUGUUGAAGAGAUUAUGAGAAGCAAUUCUAUUGGUUUAGUCGAUGAGCUUUUCUUGGAGUGCAAGCCACAACAUGGUUUUAAAACUGAGAAUAAAAAUAGAAGAGCUUAUUGGGAAUGUUUGGCUUUGUAUGGUAAGUUAAGAGAUGAAGGUGUUGCAGUGCAUCAAUGGUGGGGUUAA
Messenger RNA from Lathyrus sativus (Indian pea), 1218 nucleotides. Lineage: Eukaryota; Viridiplantae; Streptophyta; Magnoliopsida; Fabales; Fabaceae. The record is from the annotation of a GenBank genome assembly.